GCUCUAACAGUCUUGAAGUCAGCAUGGACAUGAAUUUGUCAGCGCGUUGUGCUUUGGUUCUUUUUCUGUUGGCAUUUGUAGAUUUGAAAAUAGUCUCUGCUGCAGAAACGGGAGACAUAUCUACAUCAAAGCCUGGAGUGUGCCCUGUUAGACAAUGGGACGUGGGGAUAUGUGCAGAGCUAUGUUCCAAUGACAGUGACUGCCCCAAUGAUGAAAAAUGCUGCCACAAUGGAUGUGGGCAUAACUGCAUUGCACCUAACACAGCAAAGCCUGGAGUGUGCCCUCGUAGACCAUGGGGCAGAGGGACGUGUGCAGAGUUCUGUUCCAAUGACAGUGACUGCCCCAAUGAUGAAAAAUGCUGCUACAAUGGAUGUGGGCAUGACUGCAUUGCACCGUACACAGCAAAGCCUGGAGUGUGCCCUCGUAGACGAUGGGGUGUGGGGAUGUGUGCAGAGUUCUGUUCCAAUGACAGUGACUGCCCCAAUAAUGAAAAAUGCUGCUACAAUGGAUGUGGGCAUAACUGCAUUGCACCGACACAGUGAAGCCCGGUCGCUGUGUCCUGCAAAGAUGGCCAGUGCCCCGAGGAACAGAUGUGUUUCUGGAUAUGUUGAUUCUAUGCCUGCAGUGAGCCAUUGAAGCUUUAUUGGAAAUUCCUAUGAGUUAUAAGAAAUAAGUAGAAAAUACAAAUCAUUACAUGUACAAUUAUGUCUAUGAAAACGGAUGAUUUUAUGCAAUAAUAAAUAUGAAAAAUGAUCAUAGCUUUUAUGGAAACUGGACAAUUUUCAUGGGCAGUAUGUGAAUUGACAAACGGCAGUAUGUGA
Oncorhynchus gorbuscha (pink salmon) is the source of this 821-nucleotide messenger RNA. RefSeq names its product perlwapin-like. The record is from RefSeq and is a predicted model, not a curated record. Gene Ontology annotation, biological process: innate immune response; antibacterial humoral response. The transcript is spliced from 6 exons. The coding region runs from base 24 to 542 and encodes 172 amino acids. Gene Ontology annotation, cellular component: extracellular region. NCBI's taxonomy places the organism in Eukaryota, Metazoa, Chordata, Actinopteri, Salmoniformes, Salmonidae. Gene Ontology annotation, molecular function: peptidase inhibitor activity.